AUGCCCCAUGCCUUCCUUGACAUUCACAUUGGAGACGCCGCGGCACACGCCGCCCUACAAAGCGCCUACGAGCGUACCAUAGGCUUUAUAGCCGCAAAAAGCAGCGAACUCGCCGUUGACCCACUUUGCAAGCCAGAAGAUCUCGCAGAUUGGCAACAGGAGAUGGCUGUCGAAAUGUACAAUUCAGACCCAACCUGGCAGGAAAAGGGGCCCAUCAGACUGACCCCACCACCACCACCACGGGGAGGUCGAAUCCUAUUCACACUCUACGCCGACAAAUGUCCCAAAACCGUUACAAAUUUCCUCGCCCUUUGCACUGGAUCAAAGGGCCUGUCUAAAUCCACCAAAAAGCCAUUACACUACAAAUCCAUUCCCAUCCACCGCAUCGUACGGGGUUUCGUCGCGCAAGGAGGAGAUAUCACCCGUUAUGACGGAUCAGGAGGAGACAGUAUCUACGGCGGAACGUUCAACGAUGAAAAAGAGGGGCUUAAACUCAAGUUUGAAAAAGGGGUGUUGGCUAUGGCGAAUUCCGGAAAGAAUAGCAAUACGAGUCAGUUUUUUGUUACGUUGGGUGAGGAUCCAAAGAAAUUGGCUAAAAUGGAUGGAAAGUAUGUUGUCUUUGGGAAAGUUGUGGAGGGAUGGGAGGUUUUGGACUUGUUGGAUGCUGUUGGCACAGAUGAUGGGCGGCCUAGGGAUCAAGUGCAAAUUGUCGAUUGUGGGGAACUACCUUAG
This is a messenger RNA of Spizellomyces punctatus DAOM BR117, 732 nucleotides long. RefSeq lists its product as uncharacterized. Gene Ontology annotation, biological process: protein peptidyl-prolyl isomerization. The coding region runs from base 1 to 732 and encodes 243 amino acids. Gene Ontology annotation, molecular function: peptidyl-prolyl cis-trans isomerase activity. NCBI's taxonomy places the organism in Eukaryota, Fungi, Chytridiomycota, Chytridiomycetes, Spizellomycetales, Spizellomycetaceae. The record is from RefSeq and is a predicted model, not a curated record. The transcript has 2 exons.